UAUGUGUAUUUUUUUGAGCGUAACAAUGUGAGGUCGACGUCAAGAAGGCUGAGCAGAAAAAAAAGUCUGCAUAAUGGUGUCCAUAAUCAAAAACCAACUCCUGAAGCACUUAUCAAGGUUCACCAAAAACUUAUCAGCAGACAAAAUCAAUCUUAGUACUUUCAAAGGUGAAGGUGAGCUGUCCAACUUGGAACUUGAUGAAACUGUGCUAACAGAGUUAUUAGAACUACCAUCAUGGCUGAGGCUUACCAGUGCAUGGUGUAAUCGUGUCUCUUUUCGCAUUCAGUGGACGAAGCUGAAAAGUGUACCAAUAUUUCUGAGCUUGGAUGAAGUAUACAUAGAAGUGGAGACAUGUGAAGAGUUGCGUUCAAUGUCCACGCAGCUAGGUCUGUCAUCAUAUAGUGGUAAUGCAAAGUACAGUUUUAUCAACAAGGUGAUUGAUGGCAUGACAGUUUCAGUCAAUACUGUACAGGUUACUUUCAAGAGUCCAGCAUUCAUAGCUUCAGUUCAGAUGCAACGUAUUAUGGUAGAAUCCAAGUCACCGUCCUGGCAACGCUGUGAUUUGCGGAUGACAAGACUGAAGGAACCAGACCGUGGACAGUUGCUGAUAUUCAAGGAACUUGAAUGGCAGACAGUGAGGAUAGAAGCCAGGUCCACAAAGGACAAAGAACUUACUCCACUUCGGUUGCUUACCAAUCAAGCUCGAUGCAGGAUUACCAUUAAAAAGAGAAUAGCAGAUUGUUUUGUCAUGGGUUCACGCCUCGUAUUGAUCUUGGAUGAUCUUUUAUGGGUAUUGACAGACUCACAGUUAAAGGCUGCUCUUCAUUUUCUUGAUUCCUUGACUGGUCUGGUGCAGAAAGCAACAGAAUUAACGAGGAUAAAGAAAGCAGCUAGAAAAUUAGAGGUGUUACCUGAGUACCAGGCUCAGAUCUCUCAACAAGCCCGUUCCAAAGAACUAAAAAGCGCUAUAUCACGGAUAUUCAGCCGGUAUGAUGUUGUGGAGACUUCAUAUCAUUUUCUGUCACAGCGUAUAGACCUUCACCUAUGUGAUGACCCUGGAGAUGGGAGAUCAGUUCAUCCAGACCUAAAAGGUGGAGGUGCACUUCAAAUUAGCUUGCAGCAUUUUCAGGUGGAUUACUACCCCUAUCACCUGGCUAUUGGAGAUAGAAAACACUGGCCCAAAUAUCGGGAAGGAGCAUCACCACAUGCACAGUGGUUAGAUCAGGCACUAGCUGCAUUUCGUAACAGUUUUCUUGAUGUAAUUGACCAAGGUCGGGUGCAGCAUACGCCUCUGGUCCGUACUCAGGCUCCUGCUCAUGUUGCUCAGCAAGGACCUAGCAAGACUGCCACGGCCGGUGACAAUGCUCAGCAGCAGCCACUGCAGCAGCAAGCUCAGGAAUCACAGAAGAAGGGCUCAGCAGGAACACAUGGUAGCACUGGUAACCCUGUGAAAAAUUAUGUCCUCACACAAUUGGCCAAGCUGAUGACAACUUGUGUAGUACUCAGGAUACAGGAUUUCACCCUCUACCAAGUAACGACAUCACAACGCAAGCAGACACCAAAAGAAUUUAUAGCAGCUCAGCAUAAGAGGAAGACUAAAGUUGGUCCAGGCGAUCGGGACCGCUAUUCUAUGCCAGAGGAACUUUGCAUUCUGCAUGCAGAGUUCACAUAUUACUACUACCCAGGCGAUAUCCCAUUCCCACUGCCUUCCCCAAAGUUCUACGUGCAAGUGAACCCAAUUCAGAUUCACUUUGACCUGUGCAGCUGUCUGUGGCUCAGCUCGUUUGCUCUGAAUCUGCAUCAGUCGUUGUUAUCCUCCAGCCCCGACCGACAGCAGGCUGCUGCGGCAUUAAUGCAUAUGGAUGUCAAGCUUGAAGCCAUCAUGCCAAGAGUCAUAUUUGAGAGCUCUGCAGAUCAUCCAAAUCAACGAGAUCGUCCAAAAUCCCUUCACUUUCAAGUGUCGCGUGCCUCAGUAACUAAUGUGCGCAGCAUGGAACAUAGCUCCAGGGCAGACCUAGCCAAAUGUAUAGAUACCUACCAACUGGGCUCUCUCUUCUAUGGAGCAGAUUUUCCUGCUUUGCCAGAUGAUUACCAUGUGGUAACAGAGAAGUUCCUGAGACAUGUUGCUGGCACGGAUAAUGUCCGUUCGUCUCCUCCUCCCCACUUUGCUGCAUCUUCUGUGUUGGAACUGGAACGCAUGUUGAGCCGUGAACUUCUGUGGACGGAAGCAAAAGAUGUGUGGUGUGUGAACUUAGAGCCUGUGUGGGGUGAUUUCUUUGGGGCAUCUGCUGUUGGGAGUACUCGCCCUGUUCCAUUUCUUGAUGCCUUUCCUCUCACACUGUGGAUCUAUAUCAAAAUGCCUUUACCUUCUUCCCUGAAUGGUGCUAUUUCUACACUGAGGAAAGAUCAUCGUUCCAUUCCUUCAUCACACAACAUUCCUCCAACUCAGUCUUCUGUAAGUUCUUCCCUAAGCAGUAGUAGCAUUCGGACAGCUGUUAGAGUAGGUGUUGAUAAAACUGGAAUAUACCAUCAGGGUUUUGAAGCUAGUGAAAUAAGUAGUGAUGUUACCAAUGGAAGAAAAACAGAUUGUUCGUCUUUCAAUCAUAUUGCCUCACGGGGCUUCCAGGAUGUUUCCAAAGUAAAUGUGAUAACACAGCCAACAUCUGAUACCUCAAGAACUUGUGCUGGGAAUCAAGAGAAUGUGAAGACUGCAGACAUACAUAUGUUGGCCUAUGUAUCAAACCUGGUCAGCAUUCAGAUUAAUCACUAUCAAUUCCUGUUCCUAUUGCGGCUAUCAGAGGAGGCUGCAGAACUGGCAACAUUCCUAGCAUUGGAUUCAAAUCGUAUCUUGAAGCAAGAACUUGGCGGUUCACUAGUCAUGGGUGCAUUAAUACCACAGUUAGAAGCGACUUUUGUAAUGCCUUCACAGUCUCCCGGCAAGGAGUGUUCAGGUGGGGAUCUGGAGUCCGUCCUGCCAGAUUCCGCAAGCAUUCCAGAGGAGCUCAUGGGUGUCAACAACAAUUUGGCUGCUAGUAGUAUUAGUGUUCUGCAAAGUGGGGUAGGGGGAGGCAAAAGGGUGACUGUGGGAGGAGUGAGUACACCAGUGAGUGAACUUUCAUCUUUGUCAAUGGACUUCCCACCCCAUGAAGUUACAUGUUCCACAGUUACAGCCACUACCAACAUUACUGCUUCCACCACAGCCAAUAUCGGUUAUACGAAACCGGCUGCAAAUGGGCCCCACCCUGUCACUGCCUUUCCCAACAUCAGUAUUCCAAAUAAUCUGAAUGCAGGGAUAAGCUCCAUGAAAAAGGGGUUCAGCAGUCUCAUGACUUCGAUAGAUUCAGCACUGAAACCGAGUCCAGAUGAUGCCAGCGACACGGUUUCUCUGAGAAGUGAUGCAUCAUCAGAUAGUGAGAAUUAUGUCGUUGUGAACAUGGGUGGAGAUUCGGGUGCAGCAGAUAAGCUUGUGUUCGAAUGCAUGGAUGCCAUGUUCAGAGUUGAUCCUAGUAGCAGUCAUGGAGAGACACCUCUGCCUCAGCAGUUAGAGGUUGCAAGUGAGGUAGUGCCUGAGGAAGAAGAUGCAACAGCUACCACCACAACACCCAGUGAACAUUCAGUUGAUAGUUCUUGCAAGAGAAAGGACCUUGUGUCCAUGACCACUUUCAAACUGGGGAAAGUGGAAUUCGUUCAGCAGUCACAAGGAUUUUCUUCUGCUAUAAAGGUGCAGGUGUCAAGUCUCACAUCUGAGGAAUGUGGGGCUAUUCCUUGGGAUGAGUUUCAGGCCAGGGUCAAGAGCAAGUUCAGUUGUCGUUCCCGUGCUUGGAUGGAAGUUCCUAUGGAUGCUACUGGACAUCCACGUGCUCGGAUACGUCUGAACCAUACAGUGAAUCCAGGCGAGAUUGUUGACAGAUCAAGCUUCAAGGAAUGGUGUAAAGAUCACAUGGAAAUUAAGGUCAAUGACUUAAGUUUGGACCUCAGUAUGAGCACUGUGGCAGGUCUGGCUGAUCUGGUUGAGGAUGAAGUGAUUCCUCAACCAUUUCCCAUGCAA
This is a messenger RNA of Cryptotermes secundus, 4048 nucleotides long. RefSeq names its product UHRF1-binding protein 1-like. NCBI's taxonomy places the organism in Eukaryota, Metazoa, Arthropoda, Insecta, Blattodea, Kalotermitidae. The record is from RefSeq and is a predicted model, not a curated record.